AUGCAAAUAUUUGCUGAAUCUUUCACUCUCUCUGCUGUGGAUGUGGAUGGAAAAGUAUUCGAUGAAGUAUCCAGGGGUGUAUUUACAAAUGACGGUGUGACUUUAUUAAUGGACUAUCACACAGGAUUAUUCUGCCAUAAAAAGAUGGACAGAGUAAAUAUAGCAAUUUUCACAGAAGAAGAAGAUUUCACAGAGAAAGAUAUCCCAGAGAAAUAUGCAUACUUAAUGGGAAAUGGAGUAGUCUACCAGACAAAGACAGAUGGAAACAGGCAGAUAAUAGACAUAUCAUUUUCUGGUCUUUUAGUAAACAUAAAUGUAGAAACAUCCAGGAUAAAAGUUCCUCAGGCGCAUAAGAGACUAUAUAUAGGGGUAGAAGGAGCAAAGAACACAUGA
Nematocida ausubeli is the source of this 393-nucleotide messenger RNA. RefSeq lists its product as uncharacterized. Gene Ontology annotation, molecular function: DNA-directed RNA polymerase activity. The record is from RefSeq and is a predicted model, not a curated record. The transcript has a single exon. Gene Ontology annotation, biological process: DNA-templated transcription. The coding region runs from base 1 to 393 and encodes 130 amino acids. NCBI's taxonomy places the organism in Eukaryota, Fungi, Microsporidia.